This is a messenger RNA of Eremothecium sinecaudum, 1608 nucleotides long. It is a transcript of the gene CCT3, whose product is annotated as chaperonin-containing T-complex subunit CCT3. The transcript has a single exon. Gene Ontology annotation, molecular function: ATP binding; ATP hydrolysis activity; ATP-dependent protein folding chaperone. Bases 1 to 1608 code for a protein of 535 amino acids. Gene Ontology annotation, cellular component: chaperonin-containing T-complex. Gene Ontology annotation, biological process: protein folding. The record is from RefSeq and is a predicted model, not a curated record. NCBI's taxonomy places the organism in Eukaryota, Fungi, Ascomycota, Saccharomycetes, Saccharomycetales, Saccharomycetaceae.
AUGCAGGCUCCAGUUAUAUUCAUGAAUGCGUCCCAGCAGCGUACCACUGGUCGUGAAGCGCAAAUAUCUAAUAUUACAGCAGCUAAGGCAGUCGCUGACGUUAUUCGUACUUGUCUAGGACCUAAGGCAAUGUUAAAGAUGUUGCUAGAUCCAAUGGGUGGUUUAGUACUAACAAAUGAUGGUCAUGCAAUUUUACGUGAAAUUGACGUCGCACAUCCUGCAGCAAAGUCUAUGUUGGAGUUGUCACGUACUCAGGAUGAAGAAGUUGGAGAUGGUACUACCACAGUUAUUAUCCUUGCUGGUGAGGUUUUGGCACAAUGCGCGCCAUAUAUCCUUGAAAAGAAUAUCCAUCCAGUCAUUGUCAUUCAAGCAUUGAAGAGUGCACUUUCGGAUGCGUUGGAAGUUAUAAAGCAAGUGAGCAGACCUGUGGAUGUAGAGAAUGAUGAGGCUAUGAAAAAGCUUAUUCACGCUGCAAUUGGCACAAAGUAUGUGAACCACUGGUCUGAGAAGAUGUGCGAUUUGGCAUUACGUGCUGUGAAAACAGUUAGAAUCGAUAUGGGAAAGACUUCGGAUGGUGAGCAAAAUUAUGAAAUUGAUACGAAGAGAUAUGUCCGUAUAGAGAAGAUUCCAGGUGGUGAUGUUAUGGAAUCCACCGUAUUAUACGGUGUCAUGUUGAAUAAAGAUGUCGUGCAUCCAAAAAUGUCUCGUAGAAUUGAAAAUCCUCGUGUCGUACUUUUGGAUUGUCCUCUAGAGUACAAGAAGGGAGAAUCGCAAACUAACAUUGAGAUUACAAAGGAAGAAGACUGGAACAGGAUCCUACAAAUAGAGGAAGAACAAGUCCAAUGGAUGUGUGAGCAGAUAUUGGCUGUCAAACCAGACCUUGUGAUUACUGAAAAGGGUGUUUCAGAUUUGGCUCAGCAUUACUUAUUGAAGGGUGGAUGUAGUGUUUUAAGAAGAGUUAAAAAAUCUGAUAACAAUAGAAUUUCCAGGGUCACUGGUGCUACAAUUUCUAACCGUGUAGAAGAUUUGAAGGAAUCGGACGUUGGAACUAACUGUGGAUUGUUUAAGGUUGAACUAAUCGGUGAUGAGUACUACACCUUCAUAGAUGAAUGUAAAGAACCAAAGGCAUGCAGUAUCAUGCUAAGAGGUCCAUCGAAGGAUAUUUUGAAUGAAAUUGAACGUAAUUUACAAGAUGCUAUUGCAGUUACUCGUAACGUGAUGUUGUCACCUUCCUUGUCUCCAGGUGGUGGUGCUACCGAAAUGGCUGUGUCUGUUAAGUUAUCAGAGCGUGCAAAGCAAUUGGAAGGUAUUCAACAAUGGCCAUACCAAGCUGUUGCGGAUGCAAUGGAAUGUAUCCCCCGUACUUUGAUCCAAAACGCGGGCGGUAACCCUAUUAGAAUUUUGUCUCAACUGAGAGCUAAGCAUGCACAAGGUAAAUACACAAUCGGUAUUGAUGGAGACACAGGUAAGACUGUGGACAUGCAAGAAUACGGCAUUUGGGAGCCAGAAGUCAUUAAGCAACAAAGUAUUAAAACUGCUAUCGAAAGUGCUUGUCUAUUAUUAAGAGUUGAUGAUAUCGUUAGCGGUGUCAGAAAGCAAGAACAAUGA